CAGCGGGUCACUUUUACCUCAGGAGUUUCUUUUGCUAAGGAAUGGUGGUGUGUAGUUAGUAUUAGUUAGAAUCGUUCAAAAAGAAAAUUAGGAUGUUUGAGGAACAUGAAUACUUGAAGGCUGCAAAUGAAAUCAACAAUAUUGAUAUUGAAGGGUUCGAGUUCUUUACAGAGUCAAAACAGGAUCAUGUAAACUGUAAAAUUUAUAGGAGAUACAAACAGGACUCUGGUCUCUAUGACUACAAGAUCCUUGGCAACCUGUUAGAUGUUAGCUAUGAGAGAUGUAAAACAGUCUACAUGGAUCUUGAAUACAGAAAAGUGUGGGAUUCAUAUGUCAAAGAUUUGUAUGAAUUUGAAAAAUCAGGAGUAAAAGGCAUUUACUGGAAUGUAAACUAUCCUUUUCCCUUGUCAAACAGAGAUUAUACAUACAUUAGUUCUUUAUAUGAACUUGAAGUGAAUGGAGUACCAACAACAGUAGUCCUGGCAAGAAGCCACUUAGUGAAUGACAUUCCUCCAAAAUCAGGAGUUGUAAGAGUGACAGAUUACAUACAAAGCUUGACCAUACAGGGUGAUGGUAAUGUGGGUACUAAAGCCUACAUGUAUUAUUUUGACAAUCCUGAUGGAAUGAUCCCUACAUGGCUGAUCAACUGGGCUGCAAAGACUGGUGUUCCAACAUUCAUGACUGCUAUGAGACAAGCUUGUCUAGGAUAUGAUGAUUACCUUAAAAAGUACAAGAAAUAAUAUUUUUAAGUGCAUUCUGAUAUUUAAAUUUUGAUAUGAUUAGCAUGGGUAAAUAAGCCAUGUAAUUAUGUAAAGAUCUUCAUUUUGUUAUUACUGUACAGUAUUUUAAAAAAGCAAUUUUUUCAGUUGCACAAUCUUAUUUUAAAAUCUGACAUUGUAAAUUAUAAAUUUUGAUAGCAUAUACUAGGUAAAUAACCAACAUUUAAAACAGAUCUUCAUUUACAGUCCUGAAGUGGUAAAAAGGGAACUUGGAUUUGUCUAUUUUGCCUAGAAUUAGGAAUUUAGGUCACUGGGAAUGAAAAAAAUAGAAUGGAAAAAAAUGUUUUCAAAGAAAAACGUUUGGGAUUUGGACACUGGGAAGUGGGAUUUAUAGAAAUAAAUUGAGUUUAGUAUCCUCUUCAUUUCAUUAUUUUAUGGAGAGCAACUAAUUCUUAGUUGCAAAAUCUUAUAUUUAAAAUUAUUUUUGAUAUGCAUUGUAAUAUAUAAAUUUUGGUAUAGCAUAUAUAUAAGGCAAGUAAGUGAUAUAUUUCACUGGUCUUCAUUUUAUUUAGCAAUUUUUCAGUUCCAAAAUCUUAUAUUUAACUUAUUGAUAUGUCAAGAAAUAAAAUAAUUGGAAAAGGUGAAA
This is a messenger RNA of Actinia tenebrosa (Australian red waratah sea anemone), 1365 nucleotides long. RefSeq names its product phosphatidylcholine transfer protein. Gene Ontology annotation, molecular function: phosphatidylcholine binding; phosphatidylcholine intramembrane carrier activity. The record is from RefSeq and is a predicted model, not a curated record. NCBI's taxonomy places the organism in Eukaryota, Metazoa, Cnidaria, Anthozoa, Actiniaria, Actiniidae.